Messenger RNA from Epinephelus fuscoguttatus (brown-marbled grouper), 4747 nucleotides. It is a transcript of the gene slc16a10, whose product is annotated as solute carrier family 16 member 10. The coding region runs from base 217 to 1722 and encodes 501 amino acids. Gene Ontology annotation, molecular function: monocarboxylic acid transmembrane transporter activity. Lineage: Eukaryota; Metazoa; Chordata; Actinopteri; Perciformes; Serranidae. The transcript is spliced from 6 exons. Gene Ontology annotation, biological process: transmembrane transport. The record is from RefSeq and is a predicted model, not a curated record.
GCAACAGCCGCUUUUUGACAGCUAAUGUAGGAGCAGAUGCUGCAGAGCCACCAUCACUACAGCUUUAUCAAUGGAUGCAACUUUACUUUAACCUGAAACACGUCACUGCACAGACACACUCUGAAUUUUCAUAUUUCUAAGCCUAGUCUUUGAAGGCAGCACAUACCCUCAGUUAUUUUUAACAGCAGCUGUUUCUUUGCAACUUGACAUUAAACAAUGACAGAAGGGACCAACAUGCCAGAGGGGGACACAGCCGGUAAGGAUGAGGUGCCCACCGGGGUGCCAGCAGAGGAGAAGCGGCAGGAGGAGGCGGAGGAGGAGAAGAAGGAGAAGAACGGGGACAGCAAAGUGACCAUACCGGGACAAACCGCGGAGGAGGUCGAGUUUGUGCACCCGGAGGGAGGCUGGGGCUGGCUGGUCAUGCUGGCCGCCAUGUGGUGUAACGGCUCCGUGUUUGGGAUCCAGAACGCCUUCGGGAUCCUCUUCCUCUCCCUCCUCAGGGAGUUCGGCUCCGAGCACGACGAGGACCUCCGCUUCAGGACAGCAUGGGUGGGCUCUCUCUCCAUGGGGAUGAUCUUCUUCUGCUCUCCCAUCGUCAGCGUCUUCACCGACAUCCUCGGAUGCAGAGUCACCGCAGUGGGCGGCGCUGCUGUUGGCCUGGUUGGCCUACUGGCCAGCUCCUUUGUCACGUCCCUGGGCCCCCUGUAUUUCACCUAUGGCAUUGUAUUUGCCUGUGGCUGCUCUUUCGCCUACCAGCCCAGCUUGGUCAUCUUGGGCCACUACUUCAAGAAGCGCCUGGGUCUGGUCAAUGGCAUUGUGACGGCCGGCAGCAGCAUCUUCACCAUCACCUUGCCCUUUGUGCUGUCGGGCUUGCUGGAAAAAGUGGGCCUCCAGAACACCAUGCGCGUUCUGUGCAUCCUUAUGUUCAUACUGAUGCUGGCUGGCUUCACCUACAAGCCCCUGAUGCCAGUCAAACCCAGCAACACCCGCACAGGAAGCAAGUGCCCGCCCUUGGGUGAGAUCUUCAACAUCAAUAUCUGGAGGUCUUUGGGAUAUCGCAUUUGGGCUUUCGGAAUCCCUGCAGCCCUCUAUGGCUACUUUGUGCCUUAUGUUCACCUGAUGAAGCAUGUGGAAGAGCGUUUUGGAGAAGACACCAAUAAAGAAGUUCUGCUCAUGUGCAUCGGCAUCACGUCUGGCGUGGGCCGUCUCAUCUUCGGCAGGGUGGCAGACUAUGUUAAUGGAGUCAACAAGGUCUACCUGCAGGUGGCUUCCUUCUUGGUCAUCGGCCUCAUGUCCAUGAUGAUCCCUCUGUGUAACAUCUUCGGAGGGCUGAUCGCCGUGUGCCUGCUGAUGGGGCUGUUUGAUGGCUGCUUCAUCUGCAUUAUGGCCCCUAUCGCUUUUGAGCUGGUCGGAGCCAAAGAUGUGUCUCAGGCCAUCGGCUUCCUGCUGGGCCUGAUGUCUGUGCCCAUGACUGUGGGGCCCCCCAUUGCAGGUUUCCUGAGAGACAGACUGGGUAGCUACGACGUGGCCUUCUACCUGGCAGGCAUCCCUCCGAUCUUUGGAGGAGCCGUGCUAUGUCUGAUACCGUGGGUGGAGGCCAGGCGCAAGAGAAGGGAGAAGGAGGAGGCCCUGAACAAAGAGCAGGACGUCACCCAGAAGAUGAUCGAGCACGAGAAAGCUCAGGAAGACACACGAAGCAAAACAGGGGAGUCUGUCCUCUAAGUGCCUCGCUGAACAGACUGAGAGAGACACACACAGGGUCAGACUGAGACCACCGAGGACUGAGAUACAGUAUCUGUGUUUUUAGCCGAUUGUAAUGACUGCUUUGAGUAGGAGAAAAUGCCAAAGUGAUGAAACAUAUCAGAUAGAGUUAUAGGUUGAAGUUGAACAUGAAUGUGAUCCUGCAGAACUAUGCAUUAGAUAGUUAGAUGAAUCUUACAACACACAAACUUGAGGUUUGGAAUUGAAACUGAGAAAACAGCACAUUUAAUAUCAGUCACAAGGGAACGAAUACAUGCAAUGAAUGCAGUGUGAAAGCUGCUGACUUACAUCUUUAGCCAGUGUCUUUACCAAAAACACUUUCAGAAGGGAAAGCUGGAUUUACACCAUUCUUUACAAUUAGUUUUCAACAGUACUGUAUGGUUUUAGAUGUAGAAAUAUGGCAUAAAAAGAACACGUAUUGGAUUACACAAGACAGCAACCCAGUCAUGUGGGGGAACAUAACUUGAUUUAGCUUCAGUCAGUAUCAUUAUUAUCAUAUCAUUGAUUAGCAUCAGUGCAAAGCAAACUGGUCUGCUAAAGAUUUCUCCUUAAACCUGCCAUCUUUAUCGUCUCCAGUGUCCCGUCAGACAGGAUCCUUCUGUUAACAACAUCUUAAAGCAUGCCAAAAAUUGUAAACAGGGGUAAUCUGUUCAUAGUAUUUCAAAGAGACAUACAAAAGAGUGUUCUGAGAGAUUCAGAGGUCAUUAUUAGUGUCAGCCAUGAGACUCUGGGGCUGUAAAGGUGCUUGGACACUUCAAGGGACGCUGCUUGAAGCACAAAGAUUUUCCAUCCCGUCUGAAACACGGACACACAGCUCUGUCCCCCAGGCUGGAUCCAGGAAAUCUCAUCUUUAAUACAACAGACUGCACUCAAGACUGGAUUACCAACUGAGCAAGUCAUGGCCCCAGACCCUUGGGGUCCCAAAGGCUCCAUGUUCACUAUGUUGCAAUUAGCUUGUGGUAAGUAAUUGCACUUUAGUUUGGUAUGUAUGCACCACUAAAUCAGAGUAUAAUCUGCAGUGAUAAGGAACGUAAAGGGACAGUUCACCGCCAAAUCAAAAACACAUAUUUUUCCUCUUACCUGUAGCGCUGUUUAUCAGUCUAUACUUUUGAGAUACAAGCUGCUGAGAUAUCAGUCAGAGAUGUCUGCCUUCUUUCCAAUGUAAUGGAACUAGAUGGCGCCUGGCUUGCUGUGUUCAAAGCGCCAAAAAAAUACAUUUGAAACCUCAACAGCAAUGUUUCUUUCCAGAAAUCAUGACCUGGUUACUGAAGAUAAUCCACAGACCUUGUUGUGAGCAGUUUCAUGUAAGAACUAUUUUUUCUGUUUACCCAAUUACAGCAGCCAACCAUUAUCACUGCACAGAAGGAAGAGUGCAUCUACUCAUGGACCCAGUGAUAUGUUUGGUGGGUGUAAUUGGGUAAACAGAAAAUAGUUCCUACAUGAAACUGUUCACAACAAGGUCUGUGGAUUAUCUUCAGUAACCAGGUCAUGAUGUCUGGAAAGAGACAUUGCUGUUGAGAUUUUCAAAUGUAUUGUUUUUGGCACUUUGAGCACCACAAGCUGGGUGCCAUCUAGUUCCAUUAUAUUGGAGAGCAGGCAGACAUCUCCAUGGCUGAUAUCUCCAACACUCUGCAGCUCACACCAAAAUAAUCUAGAUUGAUAAACAGCACUACAUGUUAGAGGAAAAUAUAUAUUUUUGACCAAGGGGUUAACUGUCACUCUAAUUUUAUAUGGAAUUACCACAAACUAAUGAUUCAUUAUUACUAAUUCAGACACAAUACAAAGGAAUAGGGGAGUCAAUCGAGGCUCUGAGGCCCCAUGAAGGGUUAAUCAAGCCCUGACUGUACUGUGACUGACUCGUGUUAAGGGGUUGCUUGUUAUAGAACCGUGUGCCUGAGAAACCUCGUCAGUGUUUAACGUUCAUAUCUUUAAAAGAACGAUUUAACAUUUUGGGAAAUACGCUUAUUUGCUUUCUUUCCAACAGUUCAUGAGAAAUCGAUACCACCUCCACCACCAUAUCUGUCUAUUAAACAUAUGAAGUUUUCAGUUUAUCUUAGCUUAGCUUAGCUCAGUUUAGCACCAACACUGGAAACAGACUUCCAGCACCUAUAAAGCUAGCUUAUUAUGUUUGAUCUCAUUUGUAUAAUCUACAAGACAAUGAGGUAAAAAGAUGUGUCUUGAUGUUAUGAGAGGGUUAUAUGCUGGACUGUUUCUUGAUGAGACUUCUUGGAGUCUCGUAAGCGUAUUACCCAAAAUGUCAAAUUAUUCCGUCAACAAAACUGUCAGCCAGCACAAGUACACCAGCUUUCAGUUGUGAACCUGAAUAUUGAUUCAUAAGGAACAUAGUGACAUUGUGUUUGUGUAUAUGUCUAUUAAUUGACCAUAGUGUUGACAUUAGGCAGUAUUUCUUUAAAAAAAAAACUGUGGUGAGACUUGUUUUUAAAGUUGUUUUUUUUUCUCUGUAGUUUGGUCCAAUAUUUUCAGUUUACACUUUCAUUGUGUGACAUAAUGUGACAGUGCUGUGCCUCUGGUUAAAGUGGAAAAAAAAAUCUCACAUAAGCUGGUAUAUGAAAGAAAAUGAAGUUUGCCCAGUAGCUGACGCGGUCCAGGUCAUAAAACAACCGUGUCAACAGCAGAGCAUCUGCUUGGACCAAAGGACCAAAGGAAAAAGAAAUACUGGUGCAUAUGUAGUUCCUCACCACUUUAUUAAGAGGCUUUUACACUUUUAUCCCCAGUAUCUUAUCAUUUUAGAGACUAACUUUCCACUAUUUGAAAUGGAAGUGAGGACAGGAGUUUGACUUAUCAUGGACUACGUGACCAUUAGUCAGUGAAGUCAAGUUAAUCAUUAACUCUGUGCCCAGAUCAUUAACCUUCAAUAGAAAGGUGCUUGUUUUAUGUUUUCAUGUGGUAUUUAUUUUUUAAGUUGUCGUGGAGAAUGUCAUGCUGUAAUUGACGGGCAUUUGCCUUAAGCCUUGAUUUCAUUCAC